AUGGCCGUGGCUGAAGGCGGCUGGUGCGUGGUGAAGCGCUGCGCUGCGGACGCCGGCGGCUCCUCCUGCCCCUUCUCGGCCGGGGCUCCAGGCCCGUCUCCUCCGUCGCCGGCCUCCUCGUCGUCGCAGGGCGAGCGCGGCCCGUCGAGGACCCCCGCGCCGGAGCCCGACGGCGCCCGCCGCCCCUCGCCCGCCGCCGAGGGCCGCUCGCUGCUCGGCCCCUACGUGCACCUGGGAGCCGCGCCCGGCCCCGGCGCGCCCGGCUGGGAGGACCUCGUGCUCUUGGCGGAUUUGGACCAAGCCAACAAGCUCAUCUGGUCCGGCCGCGGCGCCAAGGCGGGCGCCGAGCAGCCCGAGGACAUGUACCAGACCUUGGCCAUCUCGGCCGCGCAGGGCCCCGCGCCCUACGACGCCUCCGCGGGCGGCUUCAUGCACUCGGCGCCCAGCUCGCCCGUGUACGUGCCCACGACGCGCGUGGGCUCCAUGCUGCCCACGCUGCCCUACCUGCAGGGCGGCGGCGCGGCGCAGCCCGGCCACGCGGGCAGCGGCCACGCCGUGUGGUCGCAGCCGGCGGCCGAGAGCCCCUCGUACGGCGCCGCGGGCGGCUCGCACCCCUCGGGCCGCUUCCCCUACUCGGCCAGCCCGCCCGUGGCCAACGGCGCCUCGCGGGAGCCCGGCGCCUACAGCAACGGCCUGGCCGCCCGCGACCAGUACAGCCCGCUCGCCCGCCCGCUCAACGGAUCCUACGCGGGCCACUACCCGUCCUACGUGGGCCCGCAGCUGGCGCCGGCCUGGCCCACGGCGCCCUUCGAGAACUCCAUGCUGCACUGCCUGCAGGGCCGCGCGGCGCCCAUCCCCGUGCGCGCGCCCGGCGCAGAGCUGCUGGAGGACCUGUCGGAGAGCCGGGAGUGCGUGAACUGCGGCUCCAUCCAGACCCCGCUCUGGAGGAGGGACGGCACCGGCAACUACCUGUGCAACGCGUGCGGGCUCUACACCAAAAUGAACGGCCUCAGCCGGCCCCUCAUCAAGCCCCAGAAGAGAGUGCCCUCGUCGCGGCGGCUCGGCUUGUCCUGCGCCAACUGCCACACGACCACCACGACGCUGUGGCGCAGGAACGCCGAGGGCGAGCCCGUCUGCAACGCCUGCGGCCUCUACAUGAAGCUGCACGGGGUCCCUCGACCCCUUGCAAUGAAAAAAGAAGGAAUUCAGACCAGGAAGCGAAAACCUAAGAACAUAAAUAAGUCAAAGGCAUGCUCUGGUAACAGUACUACUGCAGUUCCUAUGACUCCAACAUCCACGUCUUCUACUAACUCAGAUGACUGUAGCAAAAAUGCUUCCCCAAGCACACAGACUGCAGCCUCAGGGGCAAGCUCUUCAGUGAUGUCGGGCCCGGGAGAGAGCACCAGCCCCGAAAGCAGCAACCUCAAGUAUUCGGGUCAGGACGGGCUGUACACAGGAGUCAGCCUGACCUCCACGGCCGAAGUCACGGCGUCCGUGAGACAGGAUCCCUGGUGCGCCCUGGCCUUGGCAUGACGCGGCGUGGACCAAGCUGGCCACAAGCGUGGCGGCCCCGGGGACACGCGGAGGCUCCGGCACGGCCCCAGGUGGUGACGGGCGUGCCGGCAAAGACCAUUCCCUUCACACCGUUCCCAGGCCUCGGCGGCAGAGGGGUUUCUCCAGCCUCCCUCCCCCACAAAAAAGGAGGCUCUGCCGAAGCACCUGGUUCCUCAUC
This is a messenger RNA of Nothoprocta perdicaria, 1732 nucleotides long. RefSeq names its product GATA binding protein 6 (gene GATA6). The transcript has 6 exons. Gene Ontology annotation, biological process: cell fate commitment; negative regulation of transcription by RNA polymerase II; positive regulation of transcription by RNA polymerase II. Bases 1 to 1533 code for a protein of 510 amino acids. The record is from RefSeq and is a predicted model, not a curated record. Gene Ontology annotation, molecular function: zinc ion binding; DNA-binding transcription factor activity, RNA polymerase II-specific; RNA polymerase II cis-regulatory region sequence-specific DNA binding. Gene Ontology annotation, cellular component: nucleus. Lineage: Eukaryota; Metazoa; Chordata; Aves; Tinamiformes; Tinamidae.